AUGCGGGCAGGGUUUCGGCGUGGGCCUAGGGUGGUAGGGGAGAGUUGGUUGUUGCUGCCGGAUGGACAGCCGAGGGAGGUGACGGGGAGAAGGGUUUCCGACGGGUUAAUGGUGAGGGACGCGGCAGUAGAGGGGGAGAAUAGGGAGGAGGCCGAGGGCCUGGUGGUGGGGGUGGGGAAGAGGCGUAGGGAGGAGCUCGUGGAUGGUGGGAGAUCGGAGGGGCAGGGAGUGGAUGUUACAAUGUCCGAGAUUGGAAGGGCACAGGGGUUGCUGAAUUGUCAGCAGCAAUGUGGAAGCUCUUUGAUGAGAUGGGGAGGUGACCACUUCCAUAAGUUUGGGGAAAAAAUAAAACGGCUUCGGAAGAGACAGGAGGAGAUCAGAAGUCGUAGGGAUUCUGCUACUUUAGCUGAAUUCCAACAGGUGGAGAGCCAGUUGAGCCAACUAGAGGCCCAGGAGGAUGUGUUCUGGAGGCAGCGUGCCAAGCAACAUUGGCUCCGUGGUGCUGAUGCCAACACUCCUAUUUUCGCUUCUGGUGUUUCUGAAUGUGUGGACCCCUUAUUUGAUGAUUUUGCCCCUCGAGUAUCCCUUGAACAAAACAAUGAAUUAUUGCGCCCUUUUGUGCCUGAGGAAGUCAAAACUGCUCUGUUCUCUAUGUUUCCUGACAAAGCACCGGGGCCGAAUGGAAUGAAUCCGGGGUUCUAUCAGCACUUUUGGGAUGUAGUUGGAGGUGAUGUGUCUCAGAUGAAACCACUCAUGGGGGACUUGAUCUCAGAGUCUCAGAGUGCUUUUAUCCCAGGUAGGCUGAUCAUAGAUAAUAUCCUAGUAGUUGCAGAGGUUGGUCAUUUUUUGAAUAGGAAGCAAUGUGGGGCCACAGGUUGGGGGGCUUUGAAGUUGGAUAUGGCGAAGGCCUAUGACAGAAUGGAGUGGCAGUUUUUACGGAAAAUGGCAAAUGUGCAGGAGGCUACGGUGAUUAAAAAGUGCCUGAAUCGUUAUGAGAACUUGUCUGGUCAGAAGGUAAAUUUUCAUAAGUCUAAUAUCUGUUUUAGCAGAAACACGCAGGAGGCCGAAAGGUUGGCGGUGGCGGACUGCCUACAGGUUGACCAAGCCCCAAAUUUUGGAAAAUACCUGGGGCUUCCUUCGUUUGUGGGAAGAAAUAAAAAGGCAGCUUUUGCUUAUGUAGAAGAAAAGAUCAGGCAAAGGAUAGGGUCAUGGAAUAAAAAACUGCUAUCACAGGCUGGUAAAGAAGUCUUGUUAAAAAGUGUGGCACAGGCAAUGCCUACUUUCACAAUGGGCAUAUUUCUCUUGCCCGAUUCAGUCACUUUGUCCAUUGAAAGAACUAUGAAUAGAUAUUGGUGGGGCAGUGGAACGGACAGGAAAAUCCACUGGAAAGCUUGGGAUAAGCUGUGUGUUCCCAAGAAUUAUGGUGGUCUGGGUUUUAAGGAUCUACGGAAAUUUAAUCUGGCAAUGUUAAGAAAACAGGGCUGGCGGUUCCUAACUAAUCCAAACACUUUGGCAGCAAAAGUUUAUAAGGCACGGUAUUAUCCGAAUACUUCUUUUGUGGAUGCAACCAUUGGAAAUUGCCCUAGUUAUUGCUGGAGAAGUAUUAUGACAGCACAUGAUAUUAUUGUGUCUGGUGUAAGGCGAAGGGUGGGUAAUGGAAAAUCAACUUUGAUAUGGGGACAUCCCUGGUGA
This is a messenger RNA of Ipomoea nil (Japanese morning glory), 1692 nucleotides long. RefSeq lists its product as uncharacterized. NCBI's taxonomy places the organism in Eukaryota, Viridiplantae, Streptophyta, Magnoliopsida, Solanales, Convolvulaceae. The transcript is spliced from 5 exons. The record is from RefSeq and is a predicted model, not a curated record. The coding region runs from base 1 to 1692 and encodes 563 amino acids.